AUGGCUGAGACCUCUGUCAAACCAAAGAAUGAAUACCCUGGCCUUGGACUACCUCUACGGAAUUGGGAUUGGAGAAGCUAUGGCUUCUAUCCCAUUGGUUCCCAUCACAACUGCUAUGGAAGCGAAUCAGACAUUAUACCCGUUCGGGAGCUGGCCAUGAUGGACGUUAUGGAGAAGCUUACCGACAAGAUCGAUUGGUACAAGAAGGUGUUCGAUGACGAUAUCAUCGCUAAGUGGCGCAAGGAGGCUUUGGCUAUCCCUGAUGAUCACUUUUGGCAACUUGCCGUUGGUGCGAAGAGGCAGCAUUGGACCCACGACGAUAAUCGACUCGAACUUCAUAACGACUGGUGCGAUUGCGAGCUAGAGAACAUAUUAGACGAGGCUACUUUUGACACUUGUAUCCAAGAGCUUCGUAGCAAAGCUAAGUACUACGAACAGUCCGGCAUUAUUCCUUGUCUGGACGCAUUUGCUUCCGUGGCCAAAUCUGACACGCUUGUUACGAGCGAGCUGCACGCAAGUCUGCGCAAAGCAUUUGAUAAGCUGAAAUCGGACCAUGCUGCUUCUCCUGACUGGCAUCCCAACUCGAAUAGUAUGGUGCAAGAUCUAGUACAUCCAUCUAUGUACCCAUUGGUUUACGGCCGUAGCUGUGGCUUUCACGAAGAGCACGUUGGUGUGGCGGACGCCAUCGAGUGCUGGGCUGGCAAGGGCGAGACCAUCCCACAAGAACCCCCUAUAGAGCCUUCAGAUAGAAACCGCUACAGUUACGGCGUAGGGGGCUCUGACAUCCCGCCGGAAUACUGGUCGCAUACAUAUCAAUGGCUGCCAGCCAACGUGGCUUUCCAGAACGAUGGCAGCGUCAAGUUCACCAGCUACAUCAAUAACCUUCACCCUACGAGGUAUCCCGACAUAUACCGUACCAUCGAGAAGCUAGUUGAUACAUCGAUCCCCAUGUGGGACCAGUGCUUGAGACUGGCAGUCGACUACCAUAAGUUUGAAGGGGCCGGCCGCAUGGAUACUCGCACCGGUAAACCUAACAAUCCUGAUGACACGAACGAGGACAACUGGAUUCCCGAUCACAAGGAAGCGUGUGCUGAUGCAGAGGUCAGCGAAGGUGAUCUAGAGGAUAAUGGGUACGAGUUUGAGUACGACACGGAGGAAGAGCGUGAAGAAGCCUUGUUGGAAGCCAAGUGGAAUAAUGCCCGCAAACCCCGCAUGGAGCCAAUCCCCUUUAACGACUUAUCUUACAAGCCACAACCAGGCAAGCGUCUUGCUGAUAGGUAUCACGACUCGGGACUCCAAAUCAUCGUCAAAAUGGCGUCGAUUGAACUCACACCCGAGAAGCCUGAGUUUCCCGUUGGUGGAUGGCAUAUCGAGGGGCAAAUGAACGAAAAUAUUUGUGCCACAGCCCUGUACUACUUGGACAGCGAGAAUAUCACUGACAACAGCCUCUCCUUCCGCAUGCAAACCUCUGCAUACAUGAACGACGAGGACGAAUACAGCGUUGGACAAGACUCUUAUCAUUGGAUGGAGCAGGUUUAUGGCACCAACCUGGGAUGUGGUAACUCGCCAUGUUUGCAAAACUAUGGAAACGUUCAGACGCGUCAAGGAAGGCUGUUGGCCUUCCCAAAUGUCUUUCAACACCGUGUCUCUCCUUUCCAGCUCAUCGAUCCUACGAAGCCUGGGCAUCGUCGCUUCAUCGCACUAUGGCUCGUCGACCCUACGAAACGUAUUAUCUCGACGGCAAACGUUCCGCCUCAACAGAUGGAAUGGUAUGUCGAUUCGCUACUCGGAUCAAAUGACAAGACACGCCAAGAAGCAUUAUCAAAGCUACCACCGGAGCUCAUCAAUCUGCUUGCGGAGAAAGGGUUCGCUAGUGUUCCUGCUGCUAGAGAAGCUCAGCUUCCCGAGGAGCUCAUGGAUUGCGUACGCAAAUACUUCGAGGAUGGGAAGCACUCGCUACCCAUGAGUUCUAAAGAGGCGAAUGAGCAUCGCAAAAAGCUGAUGCAGGAGAGGGGCGCGUUCGUCCAGGUUUCCGAACGGGGGUGGUCUGGUCAGACUUAUAGCUUCUGUGAGCAUUGA
This is a messenger RNA of Alternaria atra, 2079 nucleotides long. RefSeq lists its product as uncharacterized. The transcript is spliced from 4 exons. NCBI's taxonomy places the organism in Eukaryota, Fungi, Ascomycota, Dothideomycetes, Pleosporales, Pleosporaceae. The record is from RefSeq and is a predicted model, not a curated record. The coding region runs from base 1 to 2079 and encodes 692 amino acids.